Molecule: messenger RNA, 5250 nt
Organism: Schistocerca cancellata (South American locust)
Lineage: Eukaryota; Metazoa; Arthropoda; Insecta; Orthoptera; Acrididae
Product: proline-rich protein 36-like
Exons: 2
Coding region: 1-5250 (1749 amino acids)
Source: RefSeq, a predicted model, not a curated record
AUGGUCGCUUCCCCGUCUCGCCGCCUCCACGUAUCGCCGCCUCCACGUAUCGCCGCCUCCAUGUAUCGCCGCCUCCCCGUCUCGCCGCCUCCCCGUCUCGCCGCCUCCACGUAUCGUCGCCUCCACGUAUCGUCGCCUCCACGUAUCGCCGCCUCCACGUAUCGCCGACUCCAUGUAUCACCGCCUCCCCGUCUCGCCGCCUCCACGUAUCGUCGCCUCCACGUAUCGCCGCCUCCACGCAUCGCCGCCUCCACGUAUCGCCGCCUCCACGUAUCGCCGCCUCCACGUAUCGCCGCCUCCACGUAUCACCGCCUCCCCGUCUCGCCGCCUCCCCGUCUCGCCGCCUCCACGUAUCGCCGCCUCCCCGUAUCGCCGCCUCCCCGUCUCGACGCCUCCACGUAUCGUCGCCUCCACGUAUCGCCGCCUCCCCGUAUCGCCGCCUCCACAUAUCGCCGCCUCCCCGUAUCGCCGCCUCCCCGUCUCGCCGCCUCCACGUAUCGCCGCCUCCACGUAUCGCCGCCUCCACGUAUCACCGCCUCCCCGUCUCGCCGCCUCCCCGUCUCGCCGCCUCCACGUAUCGCCGCCUCCCCGUAUCGCCGCCUCCCCGUCUCGACGCCUCCACGUAUCGUCGCCUCCACGUAUCGCCGCCUCCCCGUAUCGCCGCCUCCACAUAUCGCCGCCUCCCCGUAUCGCCGCCUCCCCGUCUCGCCGCCUCCACGUAUCGUCGCCUCCACGUAUCGCCGCCUCCACGUAUCGCCGCCUCCCCGUAUCGCCGCCUCCCCGUCUCGACGCCUCCACGUAUCGUCGCCUCCACGUAACGCCGCCUCCACGUAUCGCCGCCUCCACGUAUCGCCGCCUCCACGUAUCGCCGCCUCCCCGUAUCGCCGCCUCCCCGUCUCGACGCCUCCACGUAUCGUCGCCUCCACGUAUCGCCGCCUCCACGUAUCGCCGCCUCCACGUAUCGCCGCCUCCCCGUAUCGCCGCCUCCCCGUCUCGACGCCUCCACGUAUCGUCGCCUCCACGUAUCGCCGCCUCCACGUAUCGCCGCCUCCACGUAUCGCCGCCUCCCCGUAUCGCCGCCUCCCCGUCUCGACGCCUCCACGUAUCGUCGCCUCCACGUAUCGCCGCCUCCACGUAUCGCCGCCUCCACGUAUCGCCGCCUCCCCGUAUCGCCGCCUCCCCGUCUCGACGCCUCCACGUAUCGUCGCCUCCACGUAUCGCCGCCUCCACGUAUCGCCGCCUCCACGUAUCGCCGCCUCCACGUAUCGCCGCCUCCCCGUAUCGCCGCCUCCCCGUCUCGACGCCUCCACGUAUCGUCGCCUCCACGUAUCGCCGCCUCCACGUAUCGCCGCCUCCACGUAUCGCCGCCUCCCCGUAUCGCCACCUCCCCGUCUCGACGCCUCCACGUAUCGUCGCCUCCACGUAUCGCCGCCUCCCCGUAUCGCCGCCUCCACAUAUCGCCGCCUCCCCGUAUCGCCGCCUCCCCGUCUCGACGCCUCCACGUAUCGUCGACUCCACGUAUCGCCGCCUCCACGUAUCGCCGCCUCCACGUAUCGCCGCCUCCCCGUAUCGCCGCCUCCCCGUAUCGCCGCCUCCCCGUCUCGCCGCCUCCACGUAUCGCCGCCUCCCCGUCUCGACGCCUCCACGUCUCGCCGCCUCCACGUCUCGCCGCCUCCACGUAUCGCCGCCUCCACGUAUCGCCGCCUCCCCGUAUCGCCGCCUCCCCGUCUCGCCGCCUCCACGUAUCGACGCCUCCACGUAUCGUCGCCUCCACGUAUCGCCGCCUCCCCGUAUCGCCGCCUCCCCGUCUCGACGCCUCCACGUAUCGUCGCCUCCACGUAUAGCCGCCUCCACGUAUCGCCGCCUCCACGUAUCGCCGCCUCCACGUAUCGCCGCCUCCCCGUAUCGCCGCCUCCCCGUCUCGCCGCCUCCACGUAUCGUCGCCUCCACGUAUCGUCGCCUCCACGUAUCGCCGCCUCCACGUAUCGCCGCCUCCAUGUAUCACCGCCUCCCCGUCUCGCCGCCUCCACGUAUCGUCGCCUCCACGUAUCGCCGCCUCCACGCAUCGCCGCCUCCACGUAUCGCCGCCUCCACGUAUCGCCGCCUCCACGUAUCGCCGCCUCCACGUAUCACCGCCUCCCCGUCUCGCCGCCUCCCCGUCUCGCCGCCUCCACGUAUCGUCGCCUCCACGUAUCGUCGCCUCCACGUAUCGCCGCCUCCACGUAUCGCCGCCUCCAUGUAUCACCGCCUCCCCGUCUCGCCGCCUCCCCGUCUCGCCGCCUCCACGUAUCGUCGCCUCCACGUAUCGCCGCCUCCACGUAUCGCCGCCUCCAUGUAUCGCCGCCUCCCCGUCUCGCCGCCUCCCCGUCUCGCCGCCUCCACGUAUCGUCGCCUCCACGUAUCGUCGCCUCCACGUAUCGCCGCCUCCACGUAUCGCCGCCUCCAUGUAUCACCGCCUCCCCGUCUCGCCGCCUCCACGUAUCGUCGCCUCCACGUAUCGCCGCCUCCACGCAUCGCCGCCUCCACGUAUCGCCGCCUCCACGUAUCGCCGCCUCCACGUAUCGCCGCCUCCACGUAUCACCGCCUCCCCGUCUCGCCGCCUCCCCGUCUCGCCGCCUCCACGUAUCGCCGCCUCCCCGUAUCGCCGCCUCCCCGUCUCGACGCCUCCACGUAUCGUCGCCUCCACGUAUCGCCGCCUCGCCGUAUCGCCGCCUCCACAUAUCGCCGCCUCCCCGUAUCGCCGCCUCCCCGUCUCGCCGCCUCCACGUAUCGUCGCCUCCACGUAUCGCCGCCUCCACGUAUCGCCGCCUCCCCGUAUCGCCGCCUCCCCGUCUCGACGCCUCCACGUAUCGUCGCCUCCACGUAACGCCGCCUCCACGUAUCGCCGCCUCCACGUAUCGCCGCCUCCACGUAUCGCCGCCUCCCCGUAUCGCCGCCUCCCCGUCUCGACGCCUCCACGUAUCGUCGCCUCCACGUAUCGCCGCCUCCACGUAUCGCCGCCUCCACGUAUCGCCGCCUCCCCGUAUCGCCGCCUCCCCGUCUCGACGCCUCCACGUAUCGUCGCCUCCACGUAUCGCCGCCUCCACGUAUCGCCGCCUCCACGUAUCGCCGCCUCCCCGUAUCGCCGCCUCCCCGUCUCGACGCCUCCACGUAUCGUCGCCUCCACGUAUCGCCGCCUCCACGUAUCGCCGCCUCCACGUAUCGCCGCCUCCACGUAUCGCCGCCUCCCCGUAUCGCCGCCUCCCCGUCUCGACGCCUCCACGUAUCGUCGCCUCCACGUAUCGCCGCCUCCACGUAUCGCCGCCUCCACGUAUCGCCGCCUCCCCGUAUCGCCGCCUCCCCGUCUCGACGCCUCCACGUAUCAUCGCCUCCACGUAUCGCCGCCUCCCCGUAUCGCCGCCUCCACAUAUCGCCGCCUCCCCGUAUCGCCGCCUCCCCGUCUCGACGCCUCCACGUAUCGUCGACUCCACGUAUCGCCGCCUCCACGUAUCGCCGCCUCCACGUAUCGCCGCCUCCCCGUAUCGCCGCCUCCCCGUAUCGCCGCCUCCCCGUCUCGCCGCCUCCACGUAUCGCCGCCUCCCCGUCUCGACGCCUCCACGUCUCGCCGCCUCCACGUCUCGCCGCCUCCACGUAUCGCCGCCUCCACGUAUCGCCGCCUCCCCGUAUCGCCGCCUCCCCGUCUCGCCGCCUCCACGUAUCGACGCCUCCACGUAUCGUCGCCUCCACGUAUCGCCGCCUCCCCGUAUCGCCGCCUCCCCGUCUCGACGCCUCCACGUAUCGUCGCCUCCACGUAUCGCCGCCUCCACGUAUCGCCGCCUCCACGUAUCGCCGCCUCCACGUAUCGCCGCCUCCCCGUAUCGCCGCCUCCCCGUCUCGACGCCUCCACGUAUCGUCGCCUCCACGUAUCGCCGCCUCCACGUAUCGCCGCCUCCACGUAUCGCCGCCUCCCCGUAUCGCCGCCUCCCCGUCUCGACGCCUCCACGUAUCGUCGCCUCCACGUAUCGCCGCCUCCACGUAUCGCCGCCUCCACGUAUCGCCGCCUCCCCGUAUCGCCGCCUCCCCGUCUCGACGCCUCCACGUAUCGUCGCCUCCACGUAUCGCCGCCUCCCCGUAUCGCCGCCUCCACAUAUCGCCGCCUCCCCGUAUCGCCGCCUCCCCGUCUCGACGCCUCCACGUAUCGUCGCCUCCACGUAUCGCCGCCUCCACGUAUCGCCGCCUCCACGUAUCGCCGCCUCCCCGUAUCGCCGCCUCCCCGUCUCGCCGCCUCCACGUAUCGCCGCCUCCACGUAUCGCCGCCUCCCCGUCUCGACGCCUCCACGUCUCGCCGCCUCCACGUAUCGCCGCCUCCACGUAUCGCCGCCUCCCCGUAUCGCCGCCUCCCCGUCUCGCCGCCUCCACGUCUCGACGCCUCCACGUAUCGUCGCCUCCACGUAUCGCCGCCUCCCCGUAUCGCCGCCUCCCCGUCUCGACGCCUCCCCGUCUCGACGCCUCCACGUAUCGUCGCCUCCACGUAUCGCCGCCUCCACGUAUCGCCGCCUCCCCGUAUCGCCGCCUCCCCGUAUCGCCGCCUCCCCGUCUCGCCGCCUCCACGUAUCGCCGCCUCCACGUAUCGCCGCCUCCCCGUAUCGCCGCCUCCCCGUCUCGCCGCCUCCACGUAUCGACGCCUCCCCGUAUCGCCGCCUCCACGUAUCGCCGCCUCCCCGUAUCGCCGCCUCCCCGUCUCGACGCCUCCCCGUCUCGACGCCUCCACGUAUCGUCGCCUCCACGUAUCGCCGCCUCCACGUAUCGCCGCCUCCCCGUAUCGCCGCCUCCCCGUAUCGCCGCCUCCCCGUCUCGACGCCUCCACGUAUCGUCGCCUCCACGUAUCGCCGCCUCCCCGUAUCGCCGCCUCCACGUAUCGCCGCCUCCCCGUAUCGCCGCCUCCCCGUCUCGCCGCCUCCACGUAUCGACGCCUCCACGUAUCGCCGCCUCCACGUAUCGUCGCCUCCACGUAUCGCCGCCUCCCCGUCUCGCCGCCUCCACGUAUCGCCGCCUCCACCUAUAGCCGCCUCCACGAAUCGUCGCUUCCCCGUCUCGUCGCUUCUCCGUCUCGUCGCAUCAACUCCCCUGCAGUGCACCGAGCUACAGGGUCCUCAGUUCCGAUCAAGGAGUGUAUUAGCAUUUGGCUAUGAAAAAUACCAACAGUGGCGAAAUUUCCUCAGUGCACCAAUGCCGGGUAAACCCCCUGAGAGACCGUACCUUACGUGGUAA